UGAUUUCCCACCACCUGCUGGCAAGAAUUUUGCAGAAGAGCAGCAGACUAUACUCGGUCUACAUUUCCGAUAUCCCCUUCGUAAAUAGUGUAUGUGCCAGAUUUUGACAAUCGUGAUGCUCUCGUUUACCAGCAGGGCGAUGGUCAAGGUGAAAAGAAGCAUCUUUACAGCGUGAACCCUGCUCAGCAAUUUGCUAUAAUUCAUAUGUAAUGCAUGAAAUUCCUACUGUAUGAUCAGAAAACCUGAAAUGAUAUGCAACCCGAGCGUAAGUUCGCAGUGCAGACUGCGGAACAGUUCUCCGCAAUGUGCAAUUGCCAUUACGUCCGUCUUGAAGAGAUAGGCAAUCAGCACAUUCACUAACUUCACCCCAAAGAAGCCACCUCACCAGAUCUCAAAGUGACACGAAAUCUUGUAAUCCAUUUCUUCGGUUCAAAGCUCUCUACCCACGUGCUUGGCCGGCACCACGCUCGCUCGCUCCCCACUCACUCGAUUCUCGCCAACAUUAACCGAAGCCGACAUCAGAAAAAGAAACAACCAAAAAACCCAGGAUUGCCGAAUACGGAGACGAGACAAGGCCCUUGAAAGCCACUGCACAUAACCCACAAGAUCGGUGUGCGCACGCGGCGGCAUUUUCCUAUUGUAGCCACACAACUCGCGUCCACUCACCCGAGCCCCCCAUGGUUUGGACGCGUCUACGGAUGCGGUUUUAUCCUGCAUGAACCGAAUGGGGAGUGCGAGAGGGCCUGAUGUGGAAAAGUUGCUUCGGAUAGGGUUUCGUGAUUGUAUACGCCACCGUCUGUGCUGCGGAUGGAGCUGCUUAGAGGGGAGGGUGGCCUCUUUCAGCUCAUUAGAUUUCCAUGGCUUUCCCCUCUCCGUACAAUGACUCGGCAACGCCAGCG
This is a messenger RNA of Periconia digitata, 899 nucleotides long. The record is from the annotation of a GenBank genome assembly. Lineage: Eukaryota; Fungi; Ascomycota; Dothideomycetes; Pleosporales; Periconiaceae.